UAAAUGAACAAAUCCAGGCUCGAGUUGAAGAGGACGACCCAGUUAUGGCUGCCGUUAAUGCCAAAGUUGAAGAGUGGAAGAAUAUUUUAUCAGAAAAAGAUUUGGAAAUUUUGAGUAUCAGCAGAUGAUCAGACACUUGAGGGACAAACAUCGAGCUGAUCAGAUGGACUCUAACAAAAGCAACAUUAUCGCACUGCGGCAGGCUGUGCAAGAGAGGGACAACCAAAUCAAGAUGCUGUCUGAGCAAGCUGAGCAGUACACAACAGAAAUGCAAAAGAAUGCUGUGCUCAUUGAAGAGCUAAAGAAACCGGUAAAGAAAGAUAAAGGGGACGGAUGGUUUGGAAGCUGCCAUCACUGAGAUCAAAGAAUGCAAAAAUCAAAUCCGAGUGAGAGACCGGGGAAACAGAAUCCAUGAUAAAAGCGAUAAACCAACUGGAGAUCAAAAUCAACAAUCUGCUAGAUGAGAAUGAAGACCUAUGAGAACGCCUUGGUAAGUUUCCUCAGCCUGCUUUUAUUCUUUCAGGAAUCCCGUAUAAAUGAUCUCUACACCCAGACAUAUUAGAUUGUUUUCAUAUCUCUUGUUGAUUUUGCUAAGAUAAAAAUCUGCUUUGACUCUC
Molecule: messenger RNA, 617 nt
Organism: Cyprinus carpio (common carp)
Lineage: Eukaryota; Metazoa; Chordata; Actinopteri; Cypriniformes; Cyprinidae
Product: centrosomal protein of 290 kDa-like
Exons: 4
Coding region: 125-358 (77 amino acids)
Biological process (GO): camera-type eye development; kidney development
Source: RefSeq, a predicted model, not a curated record